Varanus komodoensis (Komodo dragon) is the source of this 4062-nucleotide messenger RNA. Its product is annotated as zinc finger protein 501-like. Gene Ontology annotation, cellular component: nucleus. Gene Ontology annotation, molecular function: RNA polymerase II cis-regulatory region sequence-specific DNA binding; DNA-binding transcription activator activity, RNA polymerase II-specific. Lineage: Eukaryota; Metazoa; Chordata; Lepidosauria; Squamata; Varanidae. The record is from RefSeq and is a predicted model, not a curated record. Gene Ontology annotation, biological process: regulation of transcription by RNA polymerase II. The coding region runs from base 2429 to 3727 and encodes 432 amino acids. The transcript is spliced from 2 exons.
GCACCUGCCCAGGAGACGGUUCGUUGCCCGGCGGGACGGGGAGAACUGCUUGUCGGAAUCGCGGGAGACGCGCGCCUGGCGAGGCCCCCGUUGCAGCAGCCCAGGCACAGAAGGAAAGGGCGCAUUGGCUGAAUGACAGGAAGUACGUGGCUCCAUCUGCCCCUUCAUCAAGAGCAGGAGGACGCAAAGUGAGGAAGGAAUCGAAAAUGCAGCACAGAAACCAGGUAAAGAAUCGGGGCAAAGCAAAUCCUCUCUUUGGCAGAGUGUGGGCACAGCAGGACCCAGUAUCCUAGAAGUUCAUGAAAGAUAGAUAUUGAGAAUGGGCUCACCCUGGGGUAAAAAGUUGUUGUUGUUGUUGUUAUUCCCCCUCAGAAAAGACCCCACGGUGGGGAAGCCACAGGGCCCCUCCUCCCCACUCCAGCUGCCCCCCCCCCCCGUGCUGUCCUCCUGCCCCUGGAGGCUUGCAAGAGGCAUCUGAACAGCCACCUGCCAGCAAUGCUCCAGCUGCAUUCCUGCCCUGAGCGGGGCUUCGGACUCGGUGGCCUCCUCAGUCCCUUGAAACCGCCCUGUUCUUGCACUGCAGGACAGCCCUGCCAGAGGGCGUCCUGGAAGGGCAGGCUGGACAGUUCUGCAGGGCCUUCGGUCCCACCUGCCUGCUCGGUGCCGGUCUCCACGGGGAGUCCUCCCUCCCAGGCGGCUGCCCCGUUGCUUCUCGCAUGCCUGCAUGUUGCAGCGUCCACAGACUGCCAGGGGAACUGGAUCUUGGCAUGCUGCUCCGACAGUCCGGGACUUUUUCCUGAUAACUAACCAGGACGGGGCUGCUUGGAACCUGAGCCCUUCAUUCCGUGUCUCACAGUCUGAGGCCCCAUCUCAAACUUUCCCCCUAGUAUUGAGUAUGCUCAUUGCCAGAGUGCGGCCUUGAAGGGUCCCACGGGGUCUUCCGUCUUCUGUCAGCCCAUCAUUUCUCUCCUAGGCAGGCCGACAUGCCUGCAGUUUUGCCCUGGGUUGGAAGAUGGACGAAGGACAGGCACGGGGUACCAGGCUGCGGAAAAGAUGUGCUUCUGAGGCUCGCUUCUGAGCCAGCAGUGCAGCUCGGGCUGAGUUAAUGCAACAGUGCACAGGUGGCUCUCGCUCCCAUCCAGCACAGCACAGCCACUUCCAGUCACCACAGCGGAACGAGCAUAUGGCUAGGAAACGUGUUUUGCCAGGGGGCAGAGCCGGGCUUGGUGUGACCCUGAAGCCCAUGUGGUUCCCUUCGAGGGACCUUCAGAGCACUCACCUGCAUCCAGCCAGGCUCUCACUGUGAAGAAGAGCAGGGUUUGCUUUCCUCCUUUCGGGCUGAUGGGAGCCUGGCUGAGUGAUGGUUGCUGGUCUUCUGUGCAUUCCCAGUGUCUCAAGGAUCAGUAAGUCUCCUUGUCAGUCAACCUGGACACUUCAUGCAGUUCCUUUAGGAUACGCAGAACCUUUCAGCGCAUUGUAGGGGCCGCACCCUUGCCCAGCUGAGGCGUUCCCGGCAGGGCUGCAAUAUUCCUGCCUGAAAAUGCCCACGUUGAAGGGAUGGCUGCCUCACUGGGAGCUUCUGGAGGAGGGCGGUCCAUGGUCUGGAUCUUUUCUUUGCAGCGGUCCUUUCAAUUUUUCUCUGUCUCUGUGUCUGUUCCUUAUGCCACAUCUCGUUGCAUUUGGCAAGAGUUCUUCAGAUGUGUUUUGCUCUCAACAUUUCUGCCAGUGCAAUACCCUUAAAUGUUAGCUUUCAUUUCUUACUGGAAAUAUUUCCUUGUCUGGCUACCUAGACAGUUCAGAGUUUCUCAAGAGUUCACCGUAUUUGAGCUCUUCGCUUGAAGGAAAUUCCUCAGAAGCGAGGUUUUGGCAGGGCUUCCAAAGGGCAGAAGGGGGAAUGUGGGAGAUGUUGGCAAGAAAGCUGCCAACUUUGCCUUGAGUUGGAAUGAACUCAGCUGUUUGGGCCUUUCGUUCCUUCCAAGAUUUUCAUUUUCUCUUUCCUCCCAAGCAGAGGAAUUGCAAGACAGUCGAAUUACAUGGAUCCCUGCGUCAUAUCAUCAGAAGCAAGUGAGGACAAAGUGAGCCAGGAGACAUUUCCAAAUGAACAGAAUGCAAAAAGCACAGGGAAAACCAAGUAAAGAACAGGAGAAAAUAAUUCGGUAUUUCUCACAGUGUUGGUAACCAUUUUCUGGAGAGAUUCCAGAAGUUCAGAAAAGAGGAAGGCGAAUGGUCCAGGGUGUCACAAACUCACAAAGGAUUGAUGAAAACAAUCAAACUGUAGAAACUCUAGACACUGAGUGAAUGUGCAGAAUGUUGAAAGAGAUCCAUGCAGGGACCUCGCUCGCCAUCAGGCUCUCUGCAGAACACAGAUGAACAUGUCUACCAUGGAAGGAGUCUCAAAGAGCGAGAACUGACUUAAUGAGCAACAGCGAUGCAGCAAUCGAGGAGGCCCUGUCUAAUCAUGGAAUGUAGGGAGAGCUUAAGGGCUGGUGAAAGGCUUCCAGAGGAUGGAGGAGCCCAGCCUGCAGAGCAGCUCUAUAAAUACAUGGAAUAUUGUGAGACCUUCAGUGAUCCAGGUGAUGUUUCUAGAUGCCAAAGAAAGCACACUGGGGAGAUAGCAAGGAAAAGCAAGGAAAGUGGAAAGAGCUUCAGUCAGAGGGGAUAUGUUAUGAUGCAUCAAAAAAUCCACACUGGAGAGACGCCUUGCACAUGCAUGGAAUGUGGGAAGAGCUUCACUUGUAGAGGAAAUCUUAUAAGGCAUCAAAGAACGCACACGGGAGAGAAGCCAUACAAAUGCAUGGAAUGUGGAAGGGCCUUCAGUCAGAGUACAGCGCUGACUCGACAUCAAAGAACCCACACAGGGGAGAAACCAUACACUUGCAUGGAAUGUGGAAAGACCUUCAGUGGAAGUGGAGAGCUUACUCAGCAUCAGAGGACCCACACUGGAGAGAAGCCUUACACAUGCAUGGAAUGUGGAAAGAGCUUCAGUCGGAGUGGACAUCUUAUAAGGCAUCAAAGAAUCCACACAGGAGAGAAGCCAUACAAAUGCAUGGAAUGUGGAAAGAGCUUCAGUGGGAGUGGAGAGCUUACUCAACAUCACAAGUCCCUCACUAAGAAGAAGCGAUACACAUGCAUGGAAUGUGGAAAGAGCUUCAGUCAGAGGGGACAUCUUAUACUGCAUCAAGGAACCCACACUGGAGAGAAGCCAUACACAUGCAUGGAAUGUGGAAAGGCCUUCAGUCGGAGUGGACAUCUUAUAAGGCAUCAAAGAACCCACACUGGAGAGAAGCCAUACAAAUGCAUGGAAUGUGGAAAGACCUUCAGUGGAAGUGGAGAGCUUACGCAACAUCACAGGACCCACAGAGGGGAGAAGCCAUACACAUGCAUGGAAUGUGGAAAGUCCUUCAGUCGGAGUGGACAUCUUAUAAGGCAUCAAAGAACCCACACUGGAGAGAAGCCAUACACAUGCAUGGAAUGUGGAAAGAGCUUCAGUGGGAGUGGAGAGCUUAUUCAACAUCACAGGACCCACACAGGGGAGAAGCCAUACAAAUGCAUGGAAUGUGGAAAGGCCUUCAGGCGGAGUGUACAUCUUAUACUGCAUCAAAGAACCCAUACUGGAGAAAAGCCAUACAAAUGCAUGGAAUGUGGAAAGGCCUUCAGUCAGAGUACAUCCCUUACUCGACACCAAAGAACCCAUACAGGGGAGAGGCUCUGUGAAAAUGUGCCAUGAGCAAGGAAGGGAUCUUGUGGGCAGGCUAUGUAAUGAACAUGUCAGCCUAUUUCAUGUUCACUAUGUAAACCUCAGAUGCCAUUGUGGUCACUGUGAGGAAUGGAAGUGAAGGUAGAAUUUUUGGAUCUAAUUACCAUUGAACAAGUCUCAGCUGCAACUGCACUAGAAACACUGUCUCCUGUUCUGCUUGUCCCAGCUCAAUAGCAACAUGGUUGAAUUGGAGAAAGUCCCGGGAAGCCUCACAAAAACGACAACCCAGUUUCAGGCUGGACAUCAGGAAAGGCUUCCUCACAGUCAGAGCAAUACGGCAGUGGAACCAGCUGCCUGGGGGGGCA